Molecule: messenger RNA, 6315 nt
Organism: Actinia tenebrosa (Australian red waratah sea anemone)
Lineage: Eukaryota; Metazoa; Cnidaria; Anthozoa; Actiniaria; Actiniidae
Biological process (GO): calcium ion transmembrane transport
Cellular component (GO): membrane
Molecular function (GO): protein binding; calcium channel activity
Source: RefSeq, a predicted model, not a curated record
AAUUUUGGAAAUCAAUUUUUAAAUUUUGCUGCGUGUGACUAUUACUUCGGCGCCAUUAGAUCUAGAGACAGCGAACUGAUGUGCCGGUUAUCGUGAUGAUUAUUAAGGAGAAAAGGAGAUUAUCUUUAGAUGAAAGAUUAAUCGAGUAAAUACAAAAACGAAGCGGACACAAAGUAUAAGAUCAAUAUAUACUGUACUAUCAAUCAUGUCGACCCGUGACCCAAAAUACACGACUUUAUUUGAAGCGGCAAAAAAUGGAGAUAAAAACAGAAUGGAGCAGCUUCUCGACGAGGGAGUCAACGUCAAUUCAAAAGACAAGGACGGAUUUUCUGCACUACAUUACGCUGCUCUGUCUUUCUCAGAUUCAGCUGUACGUUUUCUUCUCACUAAAAAAGCAAGUACUUUAUCAGCAGAAAAGGAAUUAGGCAGAAUUCCUCUUCAUUUGGCUUGCUCAAAACCCCCUGGGAAUCCUGCCACUACAGAAAUUGUGAAAGCACUUGUGAGGACUUCAGGGAAAGAAGCAAGAGUCAUGAUAGAUAAGAAUGGAGAAACUCCCUUAUCGAUGGCUAUCAGUGCAGGGAAUCUCCAGGCGAUACGAGAGCUGUUUGCAGCUGGUCAAGUUGAACAACAAUUGAAGGCAAUAAAACCCAACGGUGAUUCCAUCAUGCAUUUGGCUGCGAGACGACGCGAUACUGAGAUUGCAAAAUACCUGAUUCAACAUGGUGCAGAAAUCGAUCUACAAAAUAAUGAAGGCCAGACACCCAUGCACAUUUCUGCAGCUGAAGGAGACGAACACAUGUUUAAAGUUCUAUAUACCAUGAAAGGAAAGAUAGACAUACCUGACCAUGAGGACCGCACCCCCCUGUAUCUAGCCACCCAGGGAGGUUACACGGGAAUCAUAGAGUUCCUUGUUGACAAAGCUAAAGCCGAUGUCCAAAUAAGAUCAAAGGAUGGAAACACUCUAUUACACUUAUCCUGCUCUAACGGUCACGCGGACUCAACAAUAUUACUAAUCAAGAAAGGAGUCCUUCCACAAAUGCCAAACAAGGAAGGGUCACUGUGCAUUCACAAUGCAGCAAGAAAUGGCCACGCAAAUGUCGUUAAAGCUCUUCUCGAGAAAGGUGUUCCCGUUGAUAUAAAAAACAAAAAUAAUUUGACUGCUCUUCACGAGGCAGUGAUGAAUAGAAGACACGCUGUUGUCCAGCUAUUGCUAGGUUUUGGUGCAAACAAGGAAAGUGUUGGCGGAAGAGACUGCGAAUCACCGAUACACAUGGCAGCAAGAGUUAGAAAUGGAGAACGAGUUGCCGACAUAUUGAUCAGAAGUGGAGCCAAUCCAGACACAAGAAAUGAGAAAAAUGGCGAGCGAGCAUUACAUGUUGCUGCGAGAAACGGAAAUCUGAAGGUGGUUCGGCUACUGCUAAAGGAAGAUGUGGAAGUAGCAAGACGAUCAGCGAAUGGCGAGACCCCUCUUCACCAAGCAUGUGCAAAUGGUCAUUAUGAAAUAGCCAAGAAAAUAGUUGAGAAGCUCUUCAACGAUAAGAGCUUUGCUUUUGCAAGACUCGUAGUCAAUAUUCCGAACGACAGAGGAGAAACUGCGCUGCACCAUUUGGCUCAAAGAGUACGACGCAAAGAAAGUGUAGAAGAUCUGAUCAACAUUGCGACACUUUUACUUGACCACGGCGCUAAUAUGACAAUGAAGACUAGCGCGAAAAAAGAGACACCUCUCCACUGGAUUGCGCGCUCCGGUAAUUAUGAUGUCUUGAAAGCCAUGUUGACAUCUACCAAGGUUCCUUUGCAUAUAAUCCAGUCAGGAAUCAACAGCAAAACAGACAUCGGGGCGUCUCCCCUGAUGAUCGCCUCUCACCAUGGGAACCUCGAGGUGGUCAAGGUGCUGUUGAAACAUGGAGCAAGAGUUGACGUGUUUGAUGAGACUGGUAGUACUGCUCUGCAUCACGCCGCGACGUACGGUCACGAAGAAGUGGCAUGUAUUUUAUUGGACCACAAGGCCUUCGUGAACGGUCGAACAAAGCUCGGUGUCACACCACUUCACCUCGCUGCUGAAAAAGGUUGCGUAGGACUGGUGAAGAUCCUAGUCAGCAAAUACAAAGCUGUGGUCGAUCCUGCGACAAUGGAUAAAAAGACGCCAUUACACAUGGGUGCCGAGAGUGGCUUUGCAGAUGUUUGCAGCUUGCUUCUUAGUCUUGGUGCAGACGCUAACUCUUCAGACUCGAAAGGAAUGAUACCCGUUCACUAUGCGGCAGUCAAAGACAGAGAAGAGGUCGUGGAAAUCUUUUACAAAAAUCGCCCAGAGACGAUGACGCAGCCUAAUGAUGAUGGCCUAACAGUGAUGCUACUAGCUUCCAGGGAAGGAAGCAUCAAUGUCAUCAAGAAACUGGUCUCACUAAAUUUUUCCAGCUGCUCCACAGAAAAGGCUGUUCUCUCAAGACCACUGUUAAUGGCUGCACGUGCCGGACACACUGAAGUUGUCGAAUUUCUGCUUCGAAGUGGUGCAUCAGCCACCGAGGAAGACAAGGACGGUAUGAGUGUCAUGCUGCUUGGUGCAAAGUUUGGACAGAUGAAGGUGGUGGACAUGCUGUGGGGUAAAGUGGCAAUCGAUCGACCGAGUUCUAAGACCGGUUUAACUCCUGUGCACGUGGCUUCGUUGUACGGUCAGACAGAAGUUCUACAGGAAUUGCUUUCAAGAUCCAGCGCAUCGGGGUCUUUCGUCAGUGCGCCUCCAUUAGAAAAAGAUGAAACUAUUGAUCAUGGAUUCACUCCACUUCAUCUCGCCAGUCAAAAUGGAGACCCGGCUUUAAUUCGCAUGCUCAUGAACAACCCUGGUGUGGUGAUUGACGCGAAAACUGUGGGCAAGAAACGCACUCCUCUGCAUUACGCGGCUUUUGAGGGCCACAUUGAAGUCGUCAGUACGUUGAUCAGCAAGACAACAGCGCCGAUUCACAUGAAGGAUGCCGAGGGGCAGACUCCACUACAUAUGGCCGCGGGGAAUGGGUACAAGGAGCUUGUUACACUUUUGAUUGGUCAGGGAUCUGAUAUCAAUUCACAGGACGAGGAAGGUAACACACCUCUCCAUUUGUCAGCUCAAAGCGGAUUCUUAGCCGUCACUAAGCUUUUAACUGAAUACGGUGCAUCUACGGUGGCCCAGAAUAAGGCCGGCAAGUCUGCCAUUUGUUUGGCAGCAAGCAAGCGAUGUAGUGAUGUGUUGAAUUUUCUGCUGGGACAAAAACUGGAUCACGAUCAACUUAUUCGCGACAAAGCUUUUUUGUUGGAUUUAGUCAACUGCGCGAGAAAAGAGGAUCAAAAACCAUUGAAAGCCUUUGUUCUUUCGGCACCUGCUCCAGUGCACAUCUCCUCGCUGCUCGCUCACUCAUUCAGCAACGAGUCGCGCAAGAACAAGGAAUACCAAACAGUGCUCCGAGAAGCCACCAUGGUCUGUGAAACAAUGGCAAAUAACCUCAUUACAGUAUCUUGCGCUGAUGACAGUGAGUCAGUCCUCAAUGCCCUGGACGGACAGAACACUGCUUUCCUGGACUUCUUGAUCGCUUGUGACCAGAAAGAGUGCGUGUCUCAUGCUAUCGUCCAGCAAUAUGUUACUGAUAUCUGGUACGGUGAUCUGAAAUUGGAAGAUUGGAAAUUCCUUCUGCUGUUCGUAGCUGCCUUAUUUUUCCCACCAAUCUGGAUCUAUCUGAGCCUUCCAUUCAAGAAUCGAUACCAGUAUAUUCCCAUCAUAAAGUUCAUCUGUCGACUCAUUUCACACUUGUAUCUCCUGAUGCUAUUCAUUUUGACCACAGUCAUGCCAUGGGGCUUUUCGUACCAGAAUCUUUUGCCUAACGUCUUUGAGUGGAUGCUUCUGGUCUGGGUGAUAGGACUUCUCCUAUCGGAAAUAACGUCGACCAGAGAGCGCCGAGGUCUUGGCUGGAUUCCCUCUAUCGUGGUUGUCAUGACUUUUGUUGGAGUCAUUAUUCAUUUGGUCGCGUUUGCGUAUGAAAGCGAACACAGAAAGAACUUGAUUUUUUCAAGGAAUCAGGUUUUAGCUUUUGGUAUGGUGAUGUGCGUGGUACAGCUCCUGCAAUUUCUUUCCAUUCAUCAUUUAUUCGGUCCGUGGAGCGUUAUUAUUGGCCACCUCGUGGUCGAUGUACUUCGAUUCCUUGUCAUUAUGCUGCUGUUUGUCUUUGGCUUCGCUCUACAAUUGGCCGCUGUUUUCAAACCUAUGGAAGAAAAUGAAAGUGGAUACACACUCAAAAGCGUUGAUACGGGUAUUGUCGCUAUUAUAGAGUUGUUGUUCUUUGCCUUGUUUGGGUUGACGUCACAAAAGGAUGUCAAAUACACCUCUGGGGACUUCCCUGAAGCAACUAUUGGUAUCGCUAAGGCUGUGUUUGGCGUGUACAAUGUGCUGUGCAUGAUUGUGCUGAUCAACCUGUUGAUCGCCAUGAUGAGUGACACCUACCAACGCAUCCAAGAAAGAUCUGAUGUCGAGUGGAAGUUUGGAAGAGCGAAGCUUAUCAGGACAAUGGAGGUUGAAGUUUCCCAACCGUCUCCCAUCAACAUCUUUACCUACAUGGUCAAUCUUAUUCGCAUCCUCUUCAAGGUACGCUGUAACUGCAUGCGUUCUAAUAUCAUCGGGAUGAUGCAUGCAGAGGAAGAGCAACGAAAAGCCAAACAAAAGAAAGACCGCAACCGAAAAUCCCACAGAAGUCCCAACGGUUUGCUGCAGCUGAAGCUGGAAAACUCAGGAGUAACUGAGAACUCAGAACUGCGCAUUCAGAGCGUCGUCGACUGGAAUUCAAUGAUUGAUAAAUACCUCGACAUUACGGGUGAAAAAACUGUAGACCCUACGCUCAGUAAGAAAGGUAGAGCCAAAAAUUCUAAUGGUCCGUCUGCUGCUCAAGCUACUGGACAAGCAUUGCAGAGAAUUAACGUUGUUAACGCGUUAAAGAUGUGAGCAACAAUUCGUCGUACCGCGCGACACAACUUUUUCAUCAGAGGAACAAUUCGUACCGCGCGAAACAACUUUUACAUCCGAGGAACAAUUUGUUAUACGGCGCGACACAACUAUUUCAUCAGAGGAACAAUUUGUAACGCGCAACACAUUUUAACAUCAGAGCUGUUCAACGACGUUUACGAUCACUACCUCCCGAUGCCGAACUAAAGAAAUAAUAGUUUCCUAUAUUGAUAGAUACUUAAUGUAUACCAGUGCUAUUACGUCUUUGAUGCACAAGUCUAUCAAAAGUCUAAUUACCCAGGAAAUCAGACCUUGUUUAUUCCCUUAACGAGUCUGAAGGUAUAUUUUGUAGUAUAAACAUACGUAUUAUUAUCAAUAGUAUUGAUAUUAUUUUGUUAAGUGUAAAGGAAACAUGAAGGGUAAAAAAAAAUGCAAUUUGGAUUUCUUACUUUGUACGGUUACAGCGUAUAUUAUACCGAAUUAAGCGACAAAGUUACGACGUCCAUUAUGCGCUAUUAUAGGACACUGUACUUUGUUCAAAAUUUGUAUCUAAUCACAUUGCAACAUAGUCAGAGCUUCUAUAACGUCACAUCAUUGUUUCAGGUUAAAAAGAAUGUGCAAUAGUCCAGAUUUAAACAUAGUUACAGCGUCUAUAAUUUCCCAUCAUUGUUUACGGUUAUAAUAAGAACGUGCAAAAUAGUCCAAAGUAAAACAUAGUUACAGUGUCUAUUAUGUUCAGUUAUUGGUUAUGACACGGUAUGGCACGGUUACGGCGCAGGAUGUCGUAACAAUGGUAUAUUGUGGUGUACAGUUUUGUUUUAACCAAUGACAUUGCUUCAUUUAAUAAUAUUGAAAAAUAAAUAAAAUAAAAUAAAAUAUAAAACAAAUGACAUUGCACCUAGAGAGACUACACCAGUCAGUAGUAUGUGGUCUGUAUUUCUCGCUCAUUCUUAUCAUUAUAAUGAGUUAAUAUUAAGACAAGCCCCAGGUUUACUGACUAGGAAUAGUAUAUUUUUGCAACUUUCUAAUCUAUAAUUUUUUAAAUCAACUUACUAAAUACUAGUAGUACGAUCCUGCACACAGUUUGAAACCUGUUGACAGUGAGCAUCUGAGCUUAUAAUUCCUGGCCAGAUUUAAGAUAUGAUGGUUAUUCGAAGCACUAACUAAUGUUUAGUGAGGUUCUUUGACUUCAUUGGUCUGUCUUAACUUUUCUGCACUUGUUUUGACAAGCAAAGGAUCAUGGGUAGUUGUAAGUGUGGACACGGCUAUCUUAGCGUGUGCCCAUGUAUAGCAAACAGUUGUAAAUAAGACAAAAUACCUGUAAUAUUGUAAGCAUAAACAAUCAUACACCUCAA